AUGGAUGGAGCGGCGAAAAAUGCUGAAAACGUGGCCCAGCGCAUCCUGCCCGACCGACCGCACCGUCUGUCCCUGUCAUAUACCCGUCGCUAUCCCGAGCCCGACGGCUGGUGGUUCACCGGCCUCAGCGCCCCGCUGCAGUACCUGACCAACAUCUCCGACUCGGAACGCGGUAUCCUGUUGACCCGCGCGUCCUUUGAGAUCAUCGAGUCUCCCGAGAAGAACUCUCCGGCUAAGAUGAUCCCCGCCGCAAAGGUCCUCGCCAAGGGCGAGGUCAAGAAGAAGAUGACCCUGUCCGACUACCAAAAUCGGAUCAAGGCUACGUCGCCUGGGUCGAACGAUGCCGCGAAGCUGGGAGAAGCUAAGACGAACGGCGCUGGUGGGGCGAUGAAGCCGCCGCCGCCGCCGCCGCCGCCGCCACCACCGCCAAAGGACGAUAUGAGGGAGAAGAAGGAUGUUGCUAAGAAGGAAGAAGUUAAGAAAGAGGAGGCUAAAGAGGUUAAGAAGGAGGACAAGAAGGAUGAUACCAAGAGGGACGGCAAGGUCGAGAAGGUUGCGCCGCAGCGCCCGGCUGAUGCGCGGUCCGAGAAGCCGCGCCAGGAGACCAACGGCGAGAGCAGAAAGCCGUCGCAGACAACGACCUCAGGGAGCCAUAAGCGCCCCCCCGAUACCGAUAACAACACAACCCCGAAGAAGCGCCCGCGAGAAGAUAAGGAUAUUACUCCGUCGAAGGCCGCACAUCCGUCUGUCAAUGGCCUGGCAGAGAUGAUGGACCGGGAUGUCACGGCAUCACCGAAGUCCACGACGCUGAUCAAUGGGGUAAGACCCCGCUCAGAGAGCAUGAUGUCGGCAGCCGGCAAGAAGCCCAGGCUGCCCGAGCUGCUCUCGCCCUUGCAUCCGUCGCUCUUUGAGGAUGAGCCUGGUAAGCCCGAAAAGCCUAGGAAGACCGCCGCCGACAAGGCGAGCAAGGCCGAUAAUCCCAAGACCGAAGGGCCGUCGUCCUCCAAGAAGAAGAAGGUCGUUCUCCCACCGCUGCUCUCGCCCACUCUGCCUCCCGUCGUGGAGGAGGCCCUGAAGGAGAGGAAGCAGACGGCGGGCAAGACCGUUGCGUCGCAGAGUUCAGAGUCGAGUAACACGGCGAGGAAGACGGUCGCUGCGCCGGUUGUUCGCGUCGAGGAUGAGGAUAAGCCUGCCAGGCCCUCUAAGAUUGUUACCUUCAGGUUUAAGAAGAACACGAAGCGCGCCAAAGAGCUGCUCAGCUUGCCUUCUAAGUCGGCAAAGGCUGCUCAGAAGGAGACCUCGGCGAGUACAGAGACAAAAGAGUCCAAGGAGUCCAAGGAAGCUCCGCCCCCGGCCAAGAAGCGUCCGCGUCCGACCGACGAACCCUCCCAGGAGCCAGUCGCCUCCAAGCGGCCUAAGACAGCCCCCACAACCACGGAAUCAUCUACCAUCUCCAAAACCGCCCGCCCCCCAACACCCCUCAAAGCAACCGCCAUGUCGCGCGUCACAUCCAACCAGUCCCAAGCCGGCCACACCCCCGCCGCGACCACCGCAACACCCGCUCCGGAACGCCCGCCAACCCGCUCUGCUGAACCCCCCGACCCCAAAACCCUCGCCGCCAUUGAAGCCUGGCGCGACAAGCACGCCCAUUUCCAGCAGCUAGGGAGUAAGCUCAAGCAUGCUAGGGAUGCACUUUCCAGGGGUGCAUCGCAGUCGCAAACGCAAGGGCAGCUUACGUCGCCGGCGAAUGUACCGGGGGGAGACGACCGGCGCGCGAUGGCACUUCAUCUGGAGAUGGUGUUGGCAUAUAUGGUGGCGUUUAAUGCCCUCAACCAGGGGAGGAUGUUGGAGAGGAAGGUGUGCGACAUCACGGCGUGGGAGUCUUUACUACCCCACUUUGCGGAGUUGCGAUCUAGAGCGGCGGGACACCAUCGCGCGUUGAGGGCAUUGGCGGCGCAGUUGCAUGCGAUCUGUCUCGAGCAGAUAUGUAAUUGUAUGAGCCCGGCGCUGAUACAGCAAGAUAAUAAUGGGGGGGCGAUGGUGGGCAGGUGGGUUAAGCAUAAUCGCAUGAGGGUUGCGGUGUGGCAAGAGGCAAAUGGAUUGUUUGAGCGGGUUGGGAGUGAAGGGGGGAUGAGGGUUGUGAUGGGGCCUUGGACGCAGGUCGAGGAGGGUGUGGGGGUCGCGUUGGGCAUUAUGAGGCGGUGGGCGGAACGGGAGGGGGUUAGGUGGGUGCAGGAGGUUAUUUUGAACCCGAAAGAGAAGGACAAGGAAGGAGAUAGGAUCGAGAGGGAGAAGCCGAGGGAGAGAGAGAGGGACAAGGUGUCGAUGAAGGAGCGUGAGAGGGACCGGGAUAAGGAGAGGGAUCGAGACAGGAUCCGAGAUCGAGAGCGCGAGAGAGAUCGGGAUCGGGAGAGGGAAAGGGACCGGUCCCGGCAGAGGGGCCCGAUGAAUGGGGUUAGGGAUCAUCACAGAUGA
Messenger RNA from Thermochaetoides thermophila DSM 1495, 2475 nucleotides. RefSeq lists its product as uncharacterized. Gene Ontology annotation, cellular component: dendrite; microtubule; neuronal cell body. The record is from RefSeq and is a predicted model, not a curated record. Lineage: Eukaryota; Fungi; Ascomycota; Sordariomycetes; Sordariales; Chaetomiaceae. The transcript has 2 exons. Gene Ontology annotation, biological process: regulation of microtubule depolymerization; microtubule cytoskeleton organization; axonogenesis. Gene Ontology annotation, molecular function: microtubule binding; actin binding. Bases 1 to 2475 code for a protein of 824 amino acids.